Molecule: messenger RNA, 1837 nt
Organism: Prorocentrum cordatum
Lineage: Eukaryota; Dinophyceae; Prorocentrales; Prorocentraceae
Source: the annotation of a GenBank genome assembly
AUGGCGCCUCAUCAGGAAGCUCUUCCCGCGCCGAAGAGGCCGCGCACGGCGCAGCAGCCUGCAGCGCCGCCUGCACCGGCGCCUGCGGCGCCGUCUGCAGCGGCGCCCUCACCGCCUGCGCCAUUGGCCGUCGAGGAGCUGCUCGAGAUGGAUUCGGGGGCCAAGGAGUACGUCGACAAUGCUCUCCUGAAGUUCCUGUCUGAGAAGCAAGCACUGGUGGCCUUCAAAGUGCCCGCCUCCGUCAUGCUCAUCCCUCCUCUGAAAAUUUCUUCCGCAGCCUCUGGCGCGCACCUGACAUCGUUUCGGGAGGUCAUGCAGUACGACAACUUGCAGUUGAGCUUCUCUACGACGGGGCAGUACGAGGCUGCAGGGACGGUGUGGAUGCUUGACCCGCUCGCCGCCGACACGUCCGACAUCGUCUCUAUCAGCCAGCUCGAUGCCGCCAUGGCGAACUGGACUGAGGAGAGGCUCUUGCUGUCUUCCGACCACCCGCCGUCGCGGCGCUACUCGUUCGACGUGCCGCUCCCAGCGCGAGUUGUCAACACCAAGGUUGCCCAGCGCAUGACCGAGGGCGAAUCCACUGUUCUCAUGGCAACGGGAGUGCCCAUGCUGGCGGGGCACCCGCUUGUGAUGGCGUGGUAUGGCGCCAUGGCAGAGGCAUUGUCCGCCGGCAACAGUGAUCGCACAUUCAAGCUGUUUGAGGCAGCUUUGUCUGUGCCGAUCAGGCUGCGUCUCAGCCCCGACCCUGACGCCUGCCUGCUAGCGUCGCUGCUGUUCUCGGAGACCGUAUUCUCUACUUCCGCAGCCUCUGGCGCGGAUGCCUUUUGGAAGCUGGCUGAAAAGGUGAGUCGCCUGACAAAGUACCAGAAGGCUGUGGCCGAGAACAUAUCUCUUCCGAAAUUGACCAAAGUCCUCACGACCUACGGGAUCACGUUCAAGGGCAACGCGCUCACCGCGGCACACGCCAAGGCUUUGAAAAGCUUGACGCCUUUCGUCGGGAAUCACGCUUGCGCCGUGGCUUACUCUUUGGCGGAGGCUUUCUGCCCCGAGCUCCGCGAACCCACGCUGUUGAUGCGGCUGGCGCAGCUCUGCAAAGCAAGGACGGCGCCCUCCCAGGCAGACAAGGACGCGGCUGCCUGCGACUCGAUGGCGUUCGUCCUGACCCCCGCGCUGACGCACGUGCUGUUCAAGAAACAUGAUGUCAUCGAGUACAUUAUGCACGAGGCGGCGAUGAUCGACAAAGACAUGGCGCCUACAGUAUCCAUGUUUCGCUCGCCGCUUGCCAUCGUGAAGCACUUCUCAGCCUCUGGCGAGAAAGGCUUAGCUGCUGCAUUUCGGCGAGGGGAGAGCUCCGAUAACACAGGGUUGGAAAACAUGUUCGCUGUCCCUGUGGCCGAAUACCGCGACCAGCAAGGCCGAGAAGCGAGGGCGCAGGCGUUGAUCGACUUCGCGUGGGCCGUUUGGGCUGGCCACUUCGACGAGGAGCUCCAGGAGCUGGCCGCCCAAGACCUGCAGGGAGGUGCAGCCGCCUUCCUGUGGCACCGGUAUUUCACCGACAGCGCCAAGGAGAUGGGCGUCAAGUACCGCGCGCUGACCGCUGCUUGCGCGGCGGGUCCUAUUUCGACUGGCACUGCCGAGGGCGGGGCCUCUGGCGUGGCCACGGGGGCGCCCGAGCUCGCGGAGGCCGACCAGGAGGACCUCAAGAAAACCAAGGACUUGCUCCUCUCUCUUCGCAGGAAGUCCGUUUCGUUCGCGGCGCUGCCGUCAGUUGGCGGAGCCACUGGCGCGGAACACAGCGCCGCCCAGUUGCAGAAACUCUGGGAAGAGAUGCGUCUCG